Messenger RNA from Lepisosteus oculatus (spotted gar), 1166 nucleotides. Lineage: Eukaryota; Metazoa; Chordata; Actinopteri; Semionotiformes; Lepisosteidae. The record is from RefSeq and is a predicted model, not a curated record.
UUGACCCACUGGGAACCAUGGGGACACGAAGGGGAAUGUCCACAUGGGUGCUGAUGUGGAUGAUGAUAUCCAUUGGAUAUGGCUCUAUGCAGAAAGGCAGUCAGCAACAAACUCAGCAACAGACUGAAGACUAUGACUAUGGUGGUCCCACAGAUGGCCCGCCUAUUCCUGGUAAAAAGGUUACAAUUAUCCCUUCAAUGACCAAGAUAACAACAAUAGGAGGCGUGAGCCCAGCGCACAAUGGCCAGGUCUGCAGCACAUGGGGUAACUACCACUUCAAGACCUUCGAUGGGGACGUUUUCCAGUUGCCGUCCACCUGCAACUACAUCCUGACCUCCCACUGCAAGAGCACGUAUGAGGAUUUCAACAUCCAGCUGAGGCGCCAGGUGGUGGACAAGCUGCCCGCCAUCAGCAAGAUCACCUUGAAGCUGGACGGGACAGUGGUGGAAUUCUCCAAGGACUCCAUCAUCGUCAAUGGAGAGACAGUCCCCCUGCCAUUCAGCCAGUCUGGUGUUCUCAUUGAGAAGAGCUCCUCCUAUAUCAAGGUCACUGCCAAGCUGGGUCUCGUUGCCAUGUGGAAUGAGGAAGAUGCCUUCCUGGUGGAAGUGGAUGAAAAAUACCGAAACCAGACCUGUGGGCUGUGUGGGGACUUCAAUGGGGUCCAGCUCUAUAAUGAGUUCAUUCAAAAUGGCAUGAAAGUAUCUCCAUACGACUAUGGAAACUUCUGGAAAAUGGAUGGCCCAACAGAAACCUGUGUUGAACCCACACCAGCAUCUGAUGACAAAUGCUCAGACCUGACACCGAUAUGUGAGCAGCUUCUGUCCAGUCCUGCAUUUAGCAGCUGCAAGGGCCUGAUCUCGAUUGACUCCUUUGUCCAGUCCUGCGUCAAGGACAUGUGUCACUGUGGCAACAGCACCAGUGCCUUCUGCCUCUGCAACACUCUUUCAGAAUACUCACGCCAGUGUGUGCACGCUGGAGGGAAGCCCAAGCAAUGGAGGACUGCCGAGUUCUGCUCUAAGAAGUGCCCUUUCAAAAUGGAGCACCAGGAGUGUGGGAUUCCCUGUGCUGACACCUGCUCUAACCCAGAGAGAGGACAGCUGUGUGAAGACCACUGUACAGACGGCUGCUUCUGCCCCCCAGGUAGCCACUGCAUUCACUGGCUUUAA